Messenger RNA from Poecilia latipinna (sailfin molly), 1123 nucleotides. RefSeq names its product C-type mannose receptor 2-like. NCBI's taxonomy places the organism in Eukaryota, Metazoa, Chordata, Actinopteri, Cyprinodontiformes, Poeciliidae. The record is from RefSeq and is a predicted model, not a curated record. Bases 30 to 686 code for a protein of 218 amino acids. The transcript has 2 exons.
CAACCCACAAAUAUCACUUAAUUAAAGAGAUGAAGUCCUGGCAGGAAGCUCAGAGUUACUGCAGAGAGAAUCACACAGACCUGAUCAGUGGAACGAAGCAGAUAGAGGAUGAAGAAGUGAAGAAAUUGAUGAACUCUUCAGACAGUAAAUCAUACAUUGGUCUGUUCAGAGACACCUGGAGGUGGUCAGAUGGAAGCAGUUUCUCUUUCAGACACUGGAAUAAAAACUUUAACAAUUCAAAAUCUGUCAGUGGUCAAUGUGCCAUGACUGUGUUUGAGGAUGGAGGCAGAUGGAAGAAUGUGAACUGUGCUGAAAGAAAACCCUUCAUCUGUUAUGAUGACAAAGUGAUCCUGAUCAAAGAAAAGAAAACCUGGAAAGACGCCUUGACCUACUGCAGAGAUCACCACCAUGACCUGGUCACCAUCACCAACAUGGAUGAUCAGAAAUGGAUCCAGGAGAAAGUCAAGAACGCAUCGACUGAUUAUGUCUGGAUUGGACUGCACUACGCCUGGACUCUUCAUUUCUGGUUCUGGGUCAGUGACGAGGUGGUCAGCUACGAGAACUGGGCCUCAUGUCCAAAGAUGGACGACUGUGACAUGUCUGGAGCCAUGGAAACGAGAGGAAGACAUAAGUGGCUGGAAAAAAAAGACAGCGAGACGUUUAAUUUCAUCUGUUCUAAAUACUGAUAAAUACUGAGACGUUAGCCUUUGACUUUUGAUCGUUUUGUUUCCAAAGUUACAUUUAAAAUUUCACAUAUAUAUUUUGGAUUAUGAGAAGUAAAUAUUAAUGGGUUAUUUGUUUGAAGGUUUAAAUCUAUCUUUAAGUUCUUUUUAUUUUUUCAAACUGCUGUUUUGCUGCAAGUUUUUAUAAACAUAUUUAGGAUUAUAUAAAAACACAACAGAUGUUUUUUGUUAUUAUAAAACUAAUUAUCCUACCAAAUCAUAGCAACUAUAAUUAUUCUAUAGGGUCAUUCUAUUUUUCUUGUGUUUUUUAAAUUAAACAUCUAUACUUAUCUUUACUAACAGAACAUAGCUUACAUUAUAUUCCCUUUUCCAGCCACUUAUUAUAUUACAUUCAGCUCUCUAUAAGUAAUCAGUGAGUGUGUGGAGGAUUAACUAGAACU